Messenger RNA from Carassius carassius (crucian carp), 1150 nucleotides. Its product is annotated as arylamine N-acetyltransferase, pineal gland isozyme NAT-3-like. The coding region runs from base 1 to 849 and encodes 282 amino acids. The record is from RefSeq and is a predicted model, not a curated record. Gene Ontology annotation, molecular function: acetyltransferase activity. NCBI's taxonomy places the organism in Eukaryota, Metazoa, Chordata, Actinopteri, Cypriniformes, Cyprinidae. The transcript has a single exon.
AUGGAUGUUGAAAAGUAUUUGGCACGUAUCGGCUGUUCGGGACCAUGUCUUCCGACAUUGGAGACAUUGCGAUACGUUCACCUAAAUCACUUAAUGACAGUCCCCUUUGAGAAUCUCACCAUACAUAUCGGAGAGCGGGUCAGGCUCGAGUUGCCACUUUUAUAUGAAAAAAUCGUCGUCAUGCGCCGUGGAGGAUUCUGCUAUGAGAACAAUGGGCUCUUCUCGUGGCUUCUGUCUCAGAUGGGCUUCGACGUGACUGUUCUCUCCGCACAGGUCAGGAAUCGGUUCACCGGUGCUUACGGACCUCCGUUUGACCACUUCAUCAUGAUGGUCAAGCUGGAUGGACACAGAUGGCUCUGUGAUGUAGGGUUUGGAUCUGGAUUCCAGCUCCCCCUCUCUCUUGAGACCGACAGUCCUCAAGUCCAGAGCCACGGAGUGUAUCGCCUCAGAUCUCAGGGAAACUUCAUUUUCAUGGAAAUGAAAUCUGUGACUGAAGUAUCAGGGGUUGGAGAAGAAUGUUGGACGGAACUGUACAAAUUCACUCUGGAGCCGCGUGAAAGAGAUGACUUCAGAACCAUGUGUGGUUACCAUCAGAGUUCUGCUAGCUCGAUUUUCUUCUGCAAGUCUCUCUGUUCACUCUUACUUCCCACUGGAAGAAUCACAAUCAUGGGCCGCAGGUUGAUUAUAACCAGUCUGUCCUCAGUGGAGGGACAACAAGCUACAAAAACCACUACAGAUCUUUCAGAUGGAGAAAUCACAGAGUUGUUGAGAGAAAAGUUUGAAAUUGUUCUUCAUUCUCCACUCACUCCAAAAGAUGUUGAGAUUGUACCACCACCAGUUACUUAUUGAUUGUUUGUUAGGUCCCUCUUGAUUUUUAAGUAUGUCUAGAUUUUUGUUCUCUCCAUUAAACACACAAGGAAGAAAUAUUAAAUUACAAAUGAAAUCACUUUGUACUCUAGUUCUUGUAAGCAGUUACUCAGGCCAUGAAUUGUAAUUAUUUAUAGGUCUGCAGAUUAAGCUGUUAGCUUUGAAGUGCCUUUUCCAAUUAGUAAAAUGAUUUUAAGUACAUUUAUCUUUAAGCGUCAGACAAAUUAUGUAUUUAAGUGUUAAUAAAGUAAUAACAUUUUGAAUUAAAAUGAAGUUACUGAAA